This is a messenger RNA of Gastrolobium bilobum, 1584 nucleotides long. RefSeq names its product cytochrome P450 71D9-like. Lineage: Eukaryota; Viridiplantae; Streptophyta; Magnoliopsida; Fabales; Fabaceae. The record is from RefSeq and is a predicted model, not a curated record. Bases 1 to 1584 code for a protein of 527 amino acids. Gene Ontology annotation, molecular function: iron ion binding; monooxygenase activity; heme binding. The transcript has 2 exons.
AUGGAGUUGGGUCGCCAAAACAUUCCCUCAUCUGCAAUCUUGUCCUUCUUUCUAUUCUUGUUCAUGGUGUUAAGCAUAGUUUGGAGAUCAAAAACCAAGCCUUCAAAAUCCAAGUUGCCACCAGGACCCCCAAAAUUGCCUCUUAUAGGAAACAUGCACCAGAUUGGUGCAAUGCCACAUCAAGGCCUAGCUAAAUUAGCACAGAAAUAUGGCCCUCUAAUGCACAUGAAAGUUGGUGGACUUUUCAUCAUAGUGGUGUCUUCCGCUGAAAUUGCCAAAGAAGUAAUGAAGACACAUUACACCACCUUUGCAAAUAGGCCUCAUCUUCUUGCUGCAGAUGUUAUAACUUAUGGUUCUAAGGGCAUGAGCUUUUCCCCUUACGGAAGUUAUUGGAGGAAAAUGAGAAAGAUUUGCAUGUUUGAGCUACUAACUCCAAAGCGUGUUGAAUCAUUUCAAUCAAUUAGGGAAGAGGAGGCAUCAAAUCUUAUCAAACAGAUUUGUUUGAGUGAAGGGUCAUCUAUCAAUCUCAGUGAGAUGAUCAUUUCAUUAUCCUAUGGCUUAACAUCACGAAUAGUGUUAGGAGGCAAGUCUGAAGAUCAAGAAGCAUUCAUAGCUGUUAUGAAGGAUGUCUCAAAAGUAGUUGCUGGUUUCUCCAUUGCUGACUUGUACCCUUCCAUUCAAAUGCUGCAAGGUUUGACAGGAAUAAGGUCCAAAGCUGAGAGGCUUCAUCAAGAAAUAGAUAGGAUCCUUGAGAAAAUUGUCAGAGAUCACAGGGACACAAGUUCAGAAACAAAGGCAAUUAAUGUAAAAGCAGGUGAAGAUCUAGUUGAUGUCCUGUUAAGGCUUCAGAGGCAGAACAACCUUGAGCAAUCUCUAUCUGACAGUGAUAUCAAAGCAACCGUUUUGGAUAUGUUUGGUGCUGGAAGCGUUACUUCAGCAAAAACCAUAGAGUGGGCAAUGUCUGAACUUGUCAAAAACCCAAGGGUGAUGGAAAGAGCACAAGCUGAAAUAAGAAGGGUCUUUGAUGGGGAAGGGCAUGUAGAUGAAGCUAAACUCCAUGAACUUAAAUACUUAAAGUCAGUCAUCAAAGAAACCUUGCGUCUACAUAUUCCUGUUCCAUUACUACCAAGGGAAUGCAGUGAGAGAUGUGAAAUCAAUGGUUAUGAGAUACCAGCUAAGAGUAAGGUCAUUGUUAAUGCUUGGGCAAUUGCUAGGGAUCCAAGCUAUUGGAUUGAAGCUGAGAAGUUCUAUCCAGAAAGGUUCCUUGAUAGCUCAGUUGAUUACAAAGGUGCAGAUCUUCAAUUUAUUCCAUUUGGUGCUGGAAGGAGGAUUUGUCCUGGCAUUACAUUUGGUAUUGCUAAUGUUGAACUCUUGCUAGCAAAUUUGCUUUUCCAUUUUGAUUGGAAGAUUCCUAAUGGGAAUAAGCCUGAAGAACUUGACAUGACUGAGUCUUUUGGCUUGUCCGUGAUUAGAAAACAUGACCUGUACUUGAUUCCUAUUGUGUAUCACUCAUCUGCUACAUUUUGGGUAAACCUGAAAUCAUCCUGCAGGCUGAGCCGCCAACAAUAUUGUGCAGAUGGUUAA